Rhincodon typus (whale shark) is the source of this 7006-nucleotide messenger RNA. It is a transcript of the gene mylka, whose product is annotated as myosin, light chain kinase a. The coding region runs from base 374 to 6175 and encodes 1933 amino acids. Gene Ontology annotation, molecular function: protein kinase activity; ATP binding; protein binding. Gene Ontology annotation, biological process: protein phosphorylation. The record is from RefSeq and is a predicted model, not a curated record. NCBI's taxonomy places the organism in Eukaryota, Metazoa, Chordata, Chondrichthyes, Orectolobiformes, Rhincodontidae. The transcript has 34 exons.
ACAGCAAAUCACAAGGUUAGUUGAUCGAGAGAACUCCAUGAAAUCGGCACAAACUGGAAGAGCCGUGCAUUGGGAGCAGCUGCCCUCUACAUCUGCUCUCUCUAUAUCUCUUGUACUGGAAGUUCCUGUGUCAAGCGCCUCCUGUUAUGAACCUGUCCAGGAAUCCAGCAGUGUGGCAGAUCUUUGCAGAAACCACGCCAUCUUUUGCAGCAACAAAUACAGUGUUCCACUCUGCUGCUUUGGAGUAACAAAAGUCUUGAACUUUCUCCCUGCUACUGGUUUGGAGAAUCACCAGUUUCUUCAGGAUAAAUAUCAGCAUUCAAAGCAGAAGAGGGCAGGCAUAUUGUUUUUCAUUUAGAUUGGAUAAUUAACCAUGGGAGAUGUGAAGAUUGCUCAAAAUGCAACUCGUAUUUCCAAAACAACGUUAACUUUGGAAAGACCUCAGGCUGACACCUACCCUCCAGAAGCACCAGCUUUCACGCUGCCUCCAAAAAAUCUGCGGAUUCCCAUUGGUGGAACAGCUAGGUUUGACGGAAAGGUCAGAGGAUGUCCAGAACCUCACAUAACAUGGUAUAAAAAUGGACAGCUUAUCCCAAAGAAUGAUCGGUAUGUUACAGAGCAAAGCACACGUGGAACCUUCAGCCUAGUCAUAAAACAAGUGCAAAAAGAUGAUGCUGGAAAGUACACAUGUGAAACUGCUAAUGUCGCUGGAGUUCGCCAAGUCACUGUGGAGUUAACUAUACAAGAGGAUACCAACAGGAAAUAUGGAUGGCCUUCCAACACCAAUGCUUCCAGUCGAUAUUCUACUCCAUCAGUGGAAAAUAGGCCAAGUAUUUGGGGUGAAAGCCCGCCAAAAUUUGUCACUAAACCAACACGAUUGAUUGUCAAAGAAGGACAGAGUGGUAAAUUCUCCUGUAAAAUAACAGGCAGGCCUCAUCCUCAAGUAAUCUGGUUGAAGGGUGAUGCAGAGUUGCAGCAAAGUGAUCAUUUCAACAUGUUUGAGAAAUCUGGGAUUCACUUCUUGGAAAUCCGAGCUGCACAGGCAGAGGAUGCUGGAAACUAUGUGUGUUUAGUGAUGAAUAAUUCUGGAAAAGCAAUGGCAUCCGUGGAGCUCAUACUUCAAAGUACGUGUUCAAUGUCUGAAGUUUCUUCAGCGCAACAAAGAAGCGAUGCUGCCAAAACUAUUGAACGUCUGGAAACUAAACAGACAACUGCAAAUAGCAUCCAAAUGGAAAAGGAAGGAGCUAGUGCAGUCACUAUACAAUCCAAGGAGAAUUUGAAAGUGGUGAAACAUGUUGUAGCAGCCCCUGAGAAACAGAAACCAGAGACUGAAGAGCAACUGGAAAAAAGAAUCGAAGAAAACAAGUCUCAUCCAGAACUGAAGUCAGAAGUAAAAAAUGUCACACUCCAACAAAAGAUUCUAAAUGCUACAACACAUCAUGAAUCAAAAGUAGAAAUAAAGAAAAUUCCAAUACAACACAAAAACCAAAUCAUCACAACAGCCCCCACCCUACAGAAAUCCCAAAUUACCACAGCAUCCUCCAGCGUACAGAAAUCCCAAACUACUCCUCCAGCCCCCACCCUACAGAAAUCCCAAAUCACCACAGCAUCCUCCAUCGUACAGAAAUCCCAAACUACUCCUCCAGCCCCCACCCUACAGAAAGCCCAAACCACUACAUCCUCCAUCCUACAGAAAUCCCAAACUCUUCCUCCAGCCUCCACCCUACAGAAAUCUCAAAUCACUACAUCCUCCAUCCAAGAGAAAGCUCAAAUGUUUACAAGACCUCCUGCUCAACAGAAAACCCAAAACAUUCCAACAGGCCCUACCCAACAGAAAGCACAAAGUAUUAUAACAAAUCAGAAAUCCAAGAGUACUUUCAUACUUCAGUCACACAAGGUAGAGGAACCAGCAAUCAUUGAAAGAAAUGAGGACCCGGCAGGGCAGAUGGAAGAAAGUAAGAAAGUUACCCCACAGCUGCUUGUUGAAGGUUGUAGAACUAUACAGCAUUCACAGACAAGAGCUGGGAAAUUGCAAGAAGAAAGCAGAAAGAUUACAGAACAAAAAUCAAUGACCAGAGAAUCACCACCUGAUUUUCUUAUUUAUCCUCAAAGCCAGACAGUGCUGGAGGGUGAAGAGGUUACAUUCAGAUGUAAAAUUACAGGAAAUCCAAAACCAGAAGUGAAGUGGACAAAAAAUGGAGUUUUACUGAAAGGAACAGGUGGUCUUGAAAUGUAUGAAAAGGAUGGGAUUCAACAUCUUUGCAUUAGCUGCGUAAAUAUGGAAGAUAGUGGCUCAUACAGCUGCACGGUGACAAACCGCAGAGGCCAGAUUUCCAGGAACUGGACAUUGAGUGUAACAGGCUCCAAGGAAGAGGAGGUACCACCAUUUUUCACUAGUGUAUUGAAGGAAUGCAGAGUGAGCGAAGGUCAGGAUUUUAUCCUACAGUGCUCUGUGGAUGGCAAACCUCAUCCUCGGAUUACCUGGCUUGUGAAUGAUACACCCAUUCAGUAUGCUCACAGCUCAUUUGAAAAUGAUGUCGCAAAACUCUACAUACAAGAUGCUUUGCCAGAAGAUGAUGCUAUUUAUACCUGUGUAGCAGAAAACAAAUUUGGAAGGACGUCUUGCUGUGCUAAAGUGACAGUAAAAGAAAAGAAGACCACCAAGAAGACCGAGACUACAAGUGCUGAAGGGUCCAAAAGGACAUUUGCCCCUGUUAUCCUGAAGGAGUUGACUGACCUGCAGGUUAUGGAUGGUAGCCAAGUAAGGAUGACAGUGGAAGUGGCAGGUAAUCCACCCCCAGAAAUUAUCUGGCUCCAUAAUGGGAAAGAAAUUCAGGAAUCAGAAGACUUCCAGUUUGAGAAGAAUGGAAAUGAAUUCAGUCUUUUUAUUCAGGAAGUUUUUCCUGAAGAUACAGGAAAAUAUACAUGUGAAGCAUGGAAUGACUUUGGGGAAGUGCAGACACAGGCAAUACUAACUGUACAAGCGGUCACGAUUUCAAGAAACCCAGUUGGCAAGUGUAGCUGCCACGUGUCUCUACUGGUCAAAGAAUGCUCCCUUUCCAGAGACGAAGCCAAGGAAGAUAAGGAGCAGUGGAACACCAGUGCCCUUGAAGAGAAGGAGGGUAGUGGUGAUGGCAUAGAGAAUUUUGUUAAACCAGACAGUGCCAAGAAGAACAUAGCCGAAACAAGAGGAAGCACAGUGGAAGAGAAAACAUUCCGUGGGGUGCUUAGGAGAAAAGUUGAAACAAAAGAACAGUCAGCAGAGCAGCUCAAACAGCAAGAGGCUGAGCAGAAAGACUUCCGUUGCGUGCUGGGGAAGAAAGUGAUCACCAAAAGCUUUUCUGAGGAAGUACUGAAGGAACAAUCAGCAGAACAAAUGAACUUCCGAGAUUCGCUUUCCAGACAUGUCAAAACAACUAAUUCAUUUGAAGAAGAGAAAAAGAUUUCAGGUCCCCAGCAGGUGGAUUUUCGGGCAGUACUUGGUAAAAAGAACACUCCUAAAAUAUCGCAAGAAAAUAUCACACCAAAGCAAGUGCAGUCUGACAUCAGGAGUGCUGUAAGCUCAGAGAAACAAGAUUCUACUGGAAAAGAGGCAAAUAAUGAUUCGGAAAACCUUCAAUCUGUAAAAGUGGACUUAAAUGAUAAUGGUGAUUGUAAAAAUGGAUGUUCAUGUAUCGAUGGUGGUAUAAUUGAUCAGAAAUCUGAAAUCACAGGAAAUGCACCUGUUUUUAAGGAAACAUUAAAAGAUACUCAGGUAGUAGAUGGUGAACGUUUAUUGUUGCAGUGUCGAGUUGCUGCUGAACCAGCUCCAGUAGUCACCUGGACUAUAAAUGGAAAGGCCAUCAAGUCAUCCAAGUUCAUUAAUAUAUCACAAGAAGGAUCAGUUUAUACACUUGCAAUUGAGGAAGUCCUGCCUGAAGAUGAAGGCCUUUACAAAUGCAUAGCUGAGAAUUCUGCAGGGAAAAUGGAAUGUUCUUGCUCAGUUACUGUGGCUGAUGCAGCUGCCCCAAAGACUCCCAAAGCUGCUGAGAAAACAUCAAAGAAGGCAAUGUCCACUCUUAGUCCCACUUCAGACUGUGUUGAGGCCACCAUAAAAAAGAAACCAACUCCAAAAACUCCUCCCAAACCAGCUAUUCCACCACAGAUACUUCAAUGUCCAGGAAGUAUGAAAGUCCGUGCAGGAGAAUCUGUGGAACUACUUUGUAAGCUCGCCGGAACACAACCACUCAGCUACACAUGGCUAAAGUUUAGAAAGCAGAUUAAGGAAAGUGACCACAUAAAAAUAGAGAAUACAGACAACAGCAGUAAACUAAUCAUCUCUUCAACUAAGCAUGACGACUGCGGCUGUUACAAUUUAUUUGUAGAAAAUAAGAUAGGAAGCAAACAAGUUCAAGUUAACCUCACAGUUGUCGACAGACCUGAACCACCUGCUGGAAAACCAUGCUCUUCUGAUAUUCGUAAUUCUACCCUGACCCUGUCAUGGUAUGGUCCCACAUACGAUGGUGGGAGUGUUGUGCAAUCUUACAAUGUGGAAACUUGGAAUUCUGUGGAGAAACAAUGGACAAAUCUAACUACCUGUCGCAGCACAUCCUGCAAUGUGUGUGAUCUAAAUCCUGACAAAGAAUACAAAUUCCGUGUUCGAGCUGUAAAUGUUUACGGAACUAGUGAACCAAGUCAAGAAUCUGAUUUGGUCAGAUUGGGAGUCAAAGAAGAUCACAACAAAGAUGAAGCUGAUCUGUCUGAUGAUGAUGAAAAAGAAGGUGAGCCAGAUUAUCGUGAUGUCAACAUCAACACAAGUGAGAAGGUCACAGAAUAUUAUGAUAUAUUGGAAAAAAUAGGAACGGGAAAAUUUGGACAAGUUUUCAAACUUGUUGAAAAGAAAACUAGAAAAGUUUGGGCAGGAAAGUUUUUCAAGGCUUUUUCGGCGAAGGAUAAAGAAAAUGUGAGGCAAGAAAUCAGUAUUAUGAACUGUCUGCACCACCCGAAGCUUGUUCAAUGUGUUGAUGCCUUUGAAUCAAAGUCAGACAUAGUUAUGGUCCUGGAAAUAGUUUCAGGUGGGGAGCUGUUUGAGAGAAUAAUCGAUGAGGAUUUUGAGUUGACCGAGAGAGAAUGCAUCAAAUACAUGCUACAAAUUAAUGAAGGUGUGCAGUUCAUCCACAAACAGGGAAUUGUACAUCUGGACUUAAAGCCAGAAAACAUCAUGUGUGUCAACAAAACAGGAGCAAGGAUAAAACUUAUUGAUUUUGGACUUGCCAGAAGAUUAGCAAGUGCAACAUCACUAAAGGUUCUAUUUGGUACACCUGAAUUUGUGGCUCCUGAAGUUAUCAACUAUGAACCAAUUGGGUACGCAACAGAUAUGUGGAGCAUAGGAGUCAUCUGCUACAUCUUGGUCAGUGGACUUUCUCCAUUCAUGGGUGAUAAUGACAAUGAAACUCUUGCCAAUGUAACAUCUGCUACCUGGGACUUUGAUGAUGAUGCUUUUGAUGAAAUUUCAGAUGAUGCCAAAGACUUCAUUGACCAUCUCCUGAAAAAAGACAUGAAACAUCGUAUGAAUUGUGAUCAGUGCCUUGAGCAUAAGUGGUUGAAAAAAGACGUUAACAACAUGGCAGUGAAAAAACUUUCAAAGGAAAGAAUGAAGAAGUACAUGGCCAGGAGGAAAUGGCAGAAAACAGGACAUGCAGUCCGGGCAAUAGGACGGCUGUCUUCUAUGGCAAUGCUAGCUGGUCUAAGUGGGAGGAAGACCUCACUGGGAAAUGUGCCCACCAGUCCUCCAGAUUCUGCUGAAAAGCCAGAAACCGAAGCUGAUGAAGCCAAGAUGCUUCUUGAGGCAGUUUCUGAAGAAAGGCAAUGUUUUAAGCCUUAUUUCUCCAAGACCUUUAAAGACACUGAAGUUGUAGAAGAGAGUGCUGCUCGCUUUGACUGCAAAAUUGAGGGCUACCCAGAUCCUGAAGUUAUGUGGUUCAAGGGUGAACAGCCCAUCAAGGAGUCUCGCCACUAUCAAAUUGAAUAUGAUGAAGAUGGAAACUGUUCUUUGAUUAUUUCUGAUGUAUCUGCACACGAUGAUGGUAAAUAUACUUGCAAGGCCAUCAACAGCCUAGGAGAGGCAACCUGGACAUCAGAACUCAUCGUGGAAACAAGGGAAGAAGGCGAGAUGAGUAACACUGAAUCAAAGUAAAAGUGUUGCUAGUUGGAAGGUGUAUUUUGCCUGUUGUUAGAUUCUAUACUGCUACAACCCAUGUAAAAUGAGUUGACUACACAAAGUUCUUUGUUAAUUUCCAAGGAAUGGAAGCUAUUUAUGGAUAUAUGCAUUCUAUGCCUAUGAAAUCACCAUAGAAUAUUGCAGUCAUGCGCAGAAGUUUAAGAUUUCAACCCACCCACUUACCUAUUGAUGGAUAUAUUUCCAUGUGAACACCACAGCAUAUGUACUAUAUUUUAAUGGUUCAAUUUCACCCACAUUUACCAAUUUAGAGCAAUAAUCACUUUCUUUCUCAGAGGAUUUUUGGAAUUUUUUUGGACUCAAUGCUUCUAAACCGGUUAUUUUGAAACCUGCCAAUUUAACCAUUGGUUCAUUGACCCAGUUCUUUGUACAUCCCUGUUUGCAUGUAUGAGAGGCUGAUGAAUCUUUGUUUAUGGAUCUCAUCCGCCUGUCUCAUUUGCAGAUGUAUGGAACCUUCUGUGAUCUAAAAUAUUUUAAACACAUAUUUUGUUUACAUUACACUGCACCUUUCUUGUGUUUUCACAUUGCUUUUCAUGUGUCACUUUAGUUUAUGGUACUGUUAAUAAUAGAUUUGAUGCUUUUCCUGGUUUUGUAAUACCAAUCUCAGAUAGGAGUUCAGCACCCCAACCUCUUUCCACCAAACAGCUAUUAAUUGUUGUUAGUACAUACACAAAAAUACAGCUUGAUUUCUGAUUUAUAAUAAAACUCUAAGAAUGAAACAUCACAGAAAUGUAAUUUGGUUAUCAAAUCCUGCUGUUUGAGAAUUAAAAUAAUUUUUAUUGUGCUGUA